AUCGGAAAGGUACAACAUAGGGAUUCACUAAUUUCAUGGAGUGAACGCAAGCAAGUAAAAAUAGGCUGGGGAAGAGACGACCCUCUUCACUUUCGAUAUUUUUCUCCUGUGUCCUUAAGAUCUCCAGAUCUCUUUCUUCCUGUGAGACCAGACUUUGACCGCCGGCACCACCGCCGGCGAUCUGUUCUCCGAUAUCACUCUCUUUAUUGACUUUCUAUCUCUGGUCGUUGCUUCAGAUCGCGUAGUGGUGAAAACCGAAGCGCUUAGGGCUUUGAUCUUCGGUCGGUCUCUUGUGUUGGAGCUCCGAUCCAGGUCACCAUGGCGGCCGCAAAUGCUCCAAUCAGCAUGAAGGAGGCCUUGACGUUGUCUAGUAUCGGAAUUAGUCCGCAAUUCAUGACAUUUACGCAUGUGACCAUGGAGUCGGAUAAGUAUAUUUGUGUUAGGGAGACGGCGCCGCAGAACAGUGUUGUUAUCAUCGACAUGAGUAUGCCUAUGCAGCCUUUGCGGAGGCCUAUCACUGCAGAUUCGGCUUUGAUGAACCCCAAUUCCAGAAUUCUUGCUCUCAAAGCUCAACUCCCUGGAACUACUCAGGAUCAUUUACAAAUAUUCAACAUUGAAAUGAAAGCAAAGAUGAAAUCACAUCAGAUGCCUGAGCAGGUUGUCUUUUGGAAGUGGAUUACCCCUAAGAUGCUGGGCCUGGUUACACAAACAUCAGUAUUUCAUUGGUCCAUUGAAGGUGAUUCUGAGCCUGUGAAGAUGUUUGAGCGAACUGCAAAUCUGGUAAAUAAUCAAAUAAUCAACUAUCGUUGCGAUCCUUCUGAAAAGUGGUUGGUUUUGAUUGGGAUUGCACCUGGUUCACCUGAGAGGCCACAACUCGUCAAAGGGAAUAUGCAACUUUUCUCAGUGGAUCAGCAACGUAGUCAGGCCCUUGAAGCACAUGCUGCAUCAUUUGCCUCAUUUAAAGUAUUGGGGAAUGAGAAUCCCUCAACGCUAAUAUGUUUUGCCUCAAAGACCACCAAUGCUGGACAAAUUACAUCAAAGCUACAUGUUAUUGAACUUGGGGCCCAGCCAGGCAAACCUGGAUUCACUAAGAAACAAGCAGAUCUGUUCUUUCCUCCGGAUUUUGCAGAUGACUUUCCUGUGUCAAUGCAGGUAUCCCAAAAGUAUGGUUUGAUAUAUGUGAUAACAAAGCUUGGACUUCUAUUCGUGUAUGACCUAGAGACGGCUAGUGCAGUUUACAGAAACCGAAUUAGUCCAGACCCGAUAUUUUUGACAGCAGAAGCUUCCUCAAUUGGAGGUUUUUAUGCCAUUAAUAGGCGAGGGCAGGUUUUGCUUGCUACUGUAAAUGAAGCAACAAUUGUGCCUUUUGUUAGUGGCCAGUUGAAUAACUUGGAGCUUGCCGUUAAUCUUGCCAAAAGAGGAAACCUUCCUGGUGCAGAAAACCUGGUUGUCCAGCGGUUCCAAGAACUGUUUGCUCAGACAAAGUAUAAGGAAGCUGCGGAGCUUGCUGCAGAAUCUCCACAGGGACUCCUGCGUACUCCUGAUACUGUUGCCAAAUUUCAGAGUGUCCCUGUGCAAUCUGGACAGACACCACCUCUGUUGCAGUACUUUGGUACUCUGUUAACCAGAGGAAAACUCAAUGCUUUCGAAUCACUGGAAUUGUCACGCCUUGUUGUAAAUCAGAAUAAAAAGAAUCUCUUAGAGAAUUGGUUGGCAGAGGACAAGCUUGAAUGCAGUGAGGAGCUUGGAGAUCUUGUUAAGACGGUGGAUAAUGACCUUGCACUGAAAAUAUAUAUCAAAGCUAGGGCCACUCCAAAAGUUGUUGCAGCAUUUGCUGAGAGGAGGGAGUUCGAUAAAAUUCUAAUAUACUCCAAGCAGGUUGGCUAUACGCCUGAUUAUUUGUUCCUACUCCAAACAAUUUUGCGGUCAGAUCCCCAGGGGGCAGUUAAUUUUGCUUUAAUGAUGUCUCAAAUGGAAGGAGGUUGCCCAGUUGAUUACAACACAAUAACAGAUCUAUUCCUUCAGAGGAAUCUGAUUCGUGAAGCAACAGCCUUUUUGUUGGACGUACUGAAGCCAAAUUUACCUGAGCAUGGGUUCCUUCAAUCUAAGGUUUUGGAAAUCAAUCUGGUUACAUUUCCAAAUGUCGCAGAUGCUAUAUUAGCUAAUGGUAUGUUUAGUCACUAUGAUCGCCCACGUAUUGCACAGCUCUGUGAAAAAGCUGGUCUUUAUGUGCGAGCCCUUCAGCAUUAUACUGAAUUGCCCGAUAUCAAACGUGUCAUUGUGAACACACAUGCCAUUGAGCCACAGGCUCUUGUUGAGUUCUUUGGAACUCUUUCAAGAGAAUGGGCUCUUGAGUGUAUGAAAGACCUUCUACUUGUCAAUCUUCGUGCCAAUCUUCAGAUAAUUGUGCAGACUGCCAAGGAGUAUUCUGAACAGUUGGGUGUUGAGGCAUGUAUAAAACUGUUUGAGCAGUUCAAGUCUUAUGAAGGAUUAUACUUUUUCUUGGGGUCAUAUUUGAGCUCCAGCGAGGACCCUGAUAUCCACUUCAAAUACAUUGAGGCAGCUGCUAAAACUGGACAAAUUAAGGAGGUCGAACGUGUGACUCGGGAAUCAAACUUUUAUGAUGCCGAGAAGACAAAGAAUUUUCUGAUGGAAACCAAGCUUCCUGAUGCACGCCCACUGAUUAAUGUCUGUGAUCGUUUUGGUUUUGUUCCAGAUCUCACCCAUUACUUAUAUACUAAUAAUAUGCUCCGGUAUAUUGAAGGUUAUGUUCAAAAGGUAAAUCCGGGAAAUGCUCCUCUAGUUGUUGGGCAACUUCUAGAUGAUGAAUGCCCUGAAGAUUUCAUUAAAGGUCUCAUUCUUUCAGUUCGGUCUCUUCUUCCUGUUGAGCCCCUCGUGGAGGAAUGUGAGAAAAGAAAUCGUCUCCGUUUACUCACUCAGUUCUUGGAGCAUCUUGUGAGUGAGGGUAGCCAGGAUGUGCAUGUUCAUAAUGCUCUGGGUAAAAUCAUCAUAGACAGCAACAACAAUCCAGAACAUUUUCUCACUACUAACCCAUAUUAUGAUUCACGUGUUGUGGGAAAAUAUUGUGAGAAAAGGGAUCCCACUCUUGCAGUUGUUGCUUACCGCAGAGGACAGUGUGAUGAUGAACUUAUCAAUGUUACAAAUAAAAACUCUUUGUUCAAACUGCAGGCCAGAUAUGUGGUGGAAAGGAUGGAUGCUGACCUCUGGGAGAAAGUUCUUAGUCCCGAUAACGAGUAUAGAAGGCAACUAAUUGAUCAAGUUGUAUCUACUGCUUUGCCUGAAAGCAAGAGUCCAGAGCAAGUUUCAGCAGCUGUUAAAGCUUUUAUGACUGCUGAUCUUCCGCAUGAGCUUAUUGAGCUUCUUGAGAAGAUUGUGCUUCAGAAUUCUGCAUUUAGUGGAAACUUCAAUCUUCAAAAUCUGCUUAUCCUUACAGCUAUCAAGGCUGAUCCAUCACGAGUUAUGGAUUAUAUUAAUAGACUAGACAACUUUGAUGGACCUGCUGUUGGGGAUGUGGCUGUUGAAGCACAAUUGUAUGAGGAAGCAUUUGCCAUUUUCAAAAAGUUCAACUUGAAUGUUCAGGCUGUGAAUGUUCUAUUGGAUAACAUUCAGAGCAUUGAACGAGCUGUAGAGUUUGCAUUCCGUGUCGAAGAAGAUGCUGUCUGGAGCCAGGUAGCUAAGGCCCAGCUAAAAGAGGGGCUAGUGAGUGAUGCAAUUGAAUCCUUUAUUCGUGCGGACGAUGCCACCCAAUUCUUAGAUGUCAUACGGGCUGCUGAGAAUGCAAAUGUAUACCAUGACUUGGUGAGGUAUCUCCUGAUGGUUAGGCAGAAAACCAAAGAGCCCAAGGUCGACAGUGAACUCAUUUAUGCAUAUGCUAAGAUUGAUAGGCUGGGUGACAUUGAGGAGUUCAUUCUUAUGCCUAAUGUUGCUAAUCUCCAAAAUGUUGGUGAUCGCUUGUAUGAUGAAGCCUUAUAUGAGGCAGCAAAGAUCAUAUUUGCAUUUAUUUCUAACUGGGCUAAACUGGCUUGUACGCUUGUGAAGCUAAGACAAUUCCAAGGUGCAGUUGAUGCAGCUCGGAAAGCCAACAGCUCAAAAACAUGGAAGGAAGUUUGCUUUGCCUGUGUUGAUGCUGAGGAAUUUCGCUUGGCUCAGAUAUGUGGGCUCAACAUCAUCAUACAGGUGGAUGAUUUGGAAGAAGUCAGUGACUAUUACCAGAACAGGGGAUGCUUUAAUGAGCUCAUAUCUCUCAUGGAGAGUGGAUUGGGAUUGGAACGUGCACAUAUGGGCAUCUUUACUGAGUUGGGUGUCCUUUAUGCCAGAUAUCGUCCUGAGAAGCUUAUGGAGCACAUUAAACUAUUCUCAACCCGCCUAAACAUUCCCAAACUCAUACGAGCGUGUGAUGAGCAGCAGCACUGGAAGGAGCUUACUUAUCUGUAUAUUCAAUAUGAUGAGUUUGACAAUGCUGCAACCACCAUAAUGAACCACUCCCCAGAAGCAUGGGAUCACAUGCAAUUCAAAGAUGUUGCAGUCAAAGUUGCAAAUGUGGAGCUCUACUAUAAGGCCGUGCACUUCUACCUGCAGGAACAUCCUGAUCUUAUUAAUGAUCUCCUUAAUGUGCUUGCUCUUCGUGUGGACCACACUCGGGUUGUUGACAUAAUGCGAAAGGCUGGUCACCUUCAUCUUGUGAAGCCCUAUAUGGUUGCUGUUCAGAGUACUAAUGUGGCUGCGGUAAAUGAAGCAUUAAAUGGUAUUCAUGUAGAGGAGGAGGACUAUGAUAGACUUCGGGAAUCAAUAGAUAUGCAUGAUAACUUUGACCAGAUAGGCCUUGCACAGAAGGUUGAGAAACAUGAGCUUCUGGAGAUGAGGCGUAUUGCUGCUUAUAUUUAUAAGAAAGCAGGUAGAUGGAAACAAUCCAUUGCAUUGUCAAAGAAAGACAACCUAUACAAAGAUGCGAUGGAGACAUGCUCUCAGUCUGGGGAUCGUGAACUUGCAGAGGAGUUGCUUGUUUAUUUCAUUGAGCAGAAAAAGAAAGAGUGUUUUGCAUCAUGCCUCUUUGUCUGUUACGAUUUAAUUCGGCCAGACGUUGUCCUUGAGCUUGCAUGGAUGAACAAUAUGAUCGACUUUGCCUUCCCAUAUCUCUUACAGUUUAUUCGUGAGUACACGGGCAAAGUAGAUGACCUUGUCAAGGACAGAAUUGAGGCUCUUAAAGAGACAAAAGCUAAAGAGGAGGAGGAGAAGGAUGUUGUGAAACAACAGAAUAUGUAUGCACAGUUACUGCCUCUUGCUUUGCCCGCUCCACCAAUGCCAGGAAUGGGUGGUGCAGGGAUGGGCGGUGGUUUUGCUGCUCCACCACCAAUGGGCGGGAUGGGAAUGCCUCCAAUGCCACCAUUCGGCAUGCCACCAAUGGGCUCCUAUUGAUCUAUGGUUGUCAUGAAUCGGUGAUUGUGGGAAACCCUCUAAUGGAGCUGGAAAUUUUUUGGAAUUUCCUCGUCGUGCUGAGGGCGAAGUUAAACUUCUGUGGUGACCCGGGGAAUGGAAUCCAGCGGAAUUUUCUUGUAGGAUUGUGGACAAAUUGUCUUAAUAUUCCUUUCAUAGGAGGCUUUUUGUUUUCUUACCCCUUCUUUUGUAGUUGACGCCGAGCAGAUUAGACUGCUCCAACUGAUCUCCAUUUGAUCUGGGGGUGAUAUAAUCCAAUAGUUCUGGUUAACUGAAAAGAGAUCAUCGUGGUAAUUUUGCUCCUGGUAGUGGCGAGGUUGCCACGUGUAUAGGUUAUUGUAGUUUGUUGAUUAAACUCUUUGUUUGUUUUCCCUUUUUAAACUCAUUUGGUGGUCUCCCCUUCGUUCUGGGAGGUUAUAAAAUUUCAGUUCUCAUAA
Molecule: messenger RNA, 5891 nt
Organism: Vitis vinifera (wine grape)
Lineage: Eukaryota; Viridiplantae; Streptophyta; Magnoliopsida; Vitales; Vitaceae
Product: clathrin heavy chain 2
Exons: 30
Coding region: 319-5436 (1705 amino acids)
Biological process (GO): intracellular protein transport; receptor-mediated endocytosis
Cellular component (GO): clathrin complex; clathrin coat of trans-Golgi network vesicle; chloroplast
Molecular function (GO): clathrin light chain binding; structural molecule activity
Source: RefSeq, a predicted model, not a curated record